AUGGAAUCCCAUGGCGCCGCAGUGCUGAGGAGGCCAGAGCUGCGUGACUGCCCCUGGAUCGGCUGCGACGCUCGGGACGCGCACAGCCUGGACAAGGCUCUCUCCAGCAGCGGCGUGGACCUGGUGGUGCAUGCGGCUGGCCCCUUCCAGGGCGACGCGGCCUGCUCCCCCCUGGAGGCGGCCAUCCGGCAUGGUGUGCCCUACAUGGACGUCUGCGACGACGCGACGUAUGCGCAGCGCGCCAAGCGCCUGGAGCCGGCCGCCAGGGCGGCGGGGGUGCCCGCCCUCUCCACUGCCGGCAUCUUCCCAGGUCUCAGCAACGUCAUGGCAGCAGACAUGGUGACUCGCCACGCGGGCGGGAGGGCCCCUGCCCGAGUCCUGUACUCCUACUACACUGCCGGGACGGGGGGCGCGGGGCCUACGAUCCUGGAGACCACCUUCCUCCUGGCGGGGCAGGAUGUGGUGGUGUACCGGGAUGGCAAGCAGCUCACUGUGCCAGCCAUCAGCAACAGGCGUCCUGUGGACUUUGGGACCACUAUCGGGACCAAGUCCGUGUACCUCUACAACCUGCCGGAAACGCACACUGGCCGGGCUGUGUUCCAGGCCCCCAGCAUCAGUGCCCGCUUCGGGAUUGACCCCGGCGUCUUCAAUGUCGCCAUGAUCCUGGUCGCCCGCCUCUUGCCGAAGCGUUGGCUGGAAGAUCGUGCCCUGGUGCAGACCCUGGCCAAGCUGACUGCGCCCCUGGUGGCCCUGGUGGAUUGCUUUGCUGGCGACAGGGUGGGCAUGCUGAUCGAGGUCGAGCUCGAAGAUGGAAAGGUGCUGGCCAGCCUGUACGUGCACGACCACCUGGCAGAGGGCAUGGGCGCUGCAGUGGCAGCCUUUGCAGCCUCAAUGCUCAAGAAGGAGGCAUGCUCGGUGCCUGACCGCUCCGCCUUCUUCUCGGCCGCGUCGGAGGGGGCACGCACCUUCCAGCUGGGCCGGGCCGCCUGGGAGAUCGGCAGCACCCCCCGCCGCUUUGGCAUGGGCAUCUACCUCUGA
This is a messenger RNA of Auxenochlorella protothecoides, 1038 nucleotides long. RefSeq lists its product as hypothetical. The transcript has 6 exons. The coding region runs from base 1 to 1038 and encodes 345 amino acids. The record is from RefSeq and is a predicted model, not a curated record. Lineage: Eukaryota; Viridiplantae; Chlorophyta; Trebouxiophyceae; Chlorellales; Chlorellaceae.